CUGCACACGGCUUUUGAAUAGGUUUCCAUAUUUAUAGUAACGAAAAAGCUUCCUAUCAGUCAUUUAUAGACAAAUGACGGAAGCUUACGUUGGACGGCCAAAUGAACGCAUGGUUGAUAGGUGAUGCGCUAUAAGCGACACAAGUUGGUGAUAUAUCUAUUUACCGGAUUACCUCUUGUGUCCUUCCAUGUUGUAGCCAGAUUGGUUUGAAAGCGGAACGCGGAUAGAUCGCCUAGACAUUUUUGAACACAGACCACAGGUGCCAUACGCCAAACGACAAUAGCGGUGAUGCCGUGCCCGGAUGACGAUGCCUGUAAUACUGGCGUGCGUGAUAAAAAGGAUGCUCAGGAUAAUGGCAAACAGGCGACAUUUAGUAUCAGACCCAACAAAGGAAAACCGACCCUCGAUGACCUUUUCCAGAGGCUGGGAGUUUGGCACAUUCCAAUAUUUCUGUUCGGUUUUCUUCGCGGUAUACCGGUGACAAUGUUGAUGAUGUACGUCGUUUUUUCAGCGCCUACCCGUCAACAUUAUUGGUGCACAAACGCGAAGGACGACAACAACACGGUCCCAGACAGGAAUACGUGUAAUGGCAGCUGUACCUCAUUCGAGUUCGAUCGAACGGUAUACGGCUAUACAAUCAUGGAGCAAUACGGACUCGUCUGUGAUCGAAUUUGGCUGGCGUCGCUAGCGCAAUCGCUCUAUCUCUGGGGUCUAAUGGUGGGGGGUGUUCUUCAUGCGCACAUCUCCGAUUGGUGGGGCCGGAAGACCGUAAUGGCAGUAUCGCUCGUUUGGACCACGAUCGUCUCAGCUAUAACAGCAUUCGCGCCGAACAUUUAUUUUUUCAUAGUAGGAAGGUUCAUCAGUGCGUGCGGCGUUGUCGGCUUUGCCGAAGCAGCUUUUACUUUAGUGGUGGAAACGGUGAGCCCACAACAACGGUAUAUGCCGACGCUGACAAUUGGAACGGGUUGGUCGACUGGAAUGUUGAUUCUACCAUUGUUCGCGUGGUUUCUCAGAGACUGGACGUAUCUCCAGCUACUCACUGCAGUAACUGUGCUACCCUUGUGCGCUUUGUGGUUCCUCGUACCAGAAUCGCCUAGAUGGCAGUUGAGUACUGGUCGUUUGAACGAAGCUGAGAAAAACCUUGCGAGUCUUGUCAGGAAUAACUCGGAUUAUUCUGAGUCGGAUGUGUCGCACUUAGUAGAUGAACGACGAAAGGCCGCUGUUGGCAUACGCAACGGGAAAACUUCAGCGCGACCCACCUUAUUUGCCGUCGCUAAAAGAGAGUACAGGACGACUACUUUCGUUUUUACAUUCUGCAUGGCGGUCUCAAAUUUGCUAUGGUAUUACCUGACAGUGUCUACGACCACAGUUGCAGAAAGUAACCCAUAUCUUGGUUACUCUUUAGCAGCAUUAUCUGAAUAUCCUACUAAGUUAAUUAACAGUGCUCUCAUCAAAUGGGCUCCCCGUAAGCGAACGCUAUUCGUAUCGUUUGGCUGCUCGUGUGUCGUUCUUGUCGCCGUCAUCUUCCUACCAAAAGAGUGUUCCUGGACGAAGCUCGGCCUAUUAAUCAUGGGAAAAGUCUGCACCUCAGUCAAUAUGUCCGUUUCUCGGGUGGCCAUAUCCGAGGCAUACCCCACGGUAAUUCGUGCGUUAGCCAUCUCUCUUGCCGCUACAGCGGGUCGUAUCGGCUCCUGCAUCGCACCAUUCUUUGAGGAACUUGAACGCGCAAGUUCGUGGAAGUUUCUGCCGAUGGGUGUCAUUGCAGGACUUUGCCUGUUCGCAUCUAUUCUUACGCGACUUUUAAACGAAACCUUCGAACAGCCCCUGCCCGAUAACGUAAAGAAAGACGAAGGUAACGUUACUAACCAUCAGAAUGCUAAAAAUGAAAGUGAGAAUAAUCGAGCAAACGACAACAACAACAACAACAACGGCGCUUUGAGGAAAGAAGCGUAAUUGACACUUCGGAGUCUUCCUCGGAAAUUGUCUUAUGUGUUUUGCGGAUAUGUACUCAUCAGCUGUGUAGACCUAUAGAGGAUCUGACUGUCUGAGCUGCUUUUGAAUUAUCGUAAGAGCCAGUUCAGAGCUCAAGCAGACAUGCUAACGUAAUAUAUAAUCUGUAGCGACUGCAAAAUAACCAUAAGUGUAUGCAUUUUUCCUUGUAUAAUAAGUUCAUAUAUUUUAAUUAGGU
Varroa destructor (honeybee mite) is the source of this 2188-nucleotide messenger RNA. Its product is annotated as organic cation/carnitine transporter 2-like. Gene Ontology annotation, molecular function: transmembrane transporter activity. NCBI's taxonomy places the organism in Eukaryota, Metazoa, Arthropoda, Arachnida, Mesostigmata, Varroidae. Gene Ontology annotation, biological process: transmembrane transport. The record is from RefSeq and is a predicted model, not a curated record. Gene Ontology annotation, cellular component: membrane.